Molecule: messenger RNA, 1746 nt
Organism: Trematomus bernacchii (emerald rockcod)
Lineage: Eukaryota; Metazoa; Chordata; Actinopteri; Perciformes; Nototheniidae
Product: diacylglycerol kinase eta-like
Biological process (GO): intracellular signal transduction; lipid phosphorylation; diacylglycerol metabolic process
Molecular function (GO): ATP-dependent diacylglycerol kinase activity
Source: RefSeq, a predicted model, not a curated record
UCAAAAUCUCUCUCGCUCUUUCUCCCUCCCUCUCUCGCUCUUUCUCUCUUUUUCUGUCUCUCUCUCUCUCUCUCUCUCUCUCUCUGCUCGCCCCCUUCUCCCUCCUCCACCUCCCCCCCUCCUCCCUUCUCUUCCUACCUGAUUCAGAUCGGCUCUGGCGCUAUGCGUGUGACCGCGUCUCUCUCUGCAAGGCGAGCUCCACGCGAGAGACCCGCGCGCUGCUGACCGCGAGACCGAGAGACCGAGAGACCCAGACGCCGGCUGAAGAGCCACUAGGGCCGGGCAACAGGAGCCGGAGACGCCGCCGCUUGAUGGAGGACAAGGAGGACGAAAUUACCGCUUAAAAAAAGAUUUGGCCGUGGACAGAGGGGAUCGGCAGCGUCCCAUUCGUCAUCCUCUUCCUCUCCUUAGCCAAGCGUCCACUUCGCCAAGCUCCAGUCUCUCCUUCCUCCUACACUGAACCUGGCAAACUUUUCUUUCACACGUUUGUCUUCUCUCCCUCUCUGUCCUCUUCCUCCCAUCUUUUAUCUUCCCUCCCUGACUGUGAGCCUGUCAUGGCGUCUAAACUGAACCCAAACGUCCUGUACGUGGCGCAGCCCGGCGAGCCGCUGGGGUCGCCACAAGACUCUGAGAGGACCCACAUUGCUGGAGAAGCUGGAGAAGAGUCAUCCGACAGCGACGGGGAACAAGAGGAGACGUCGCACAAGUUGAUCCGCAAAGUGUCGACCUCGGGACAAAUAAGGGCAAAGAAAAGUGUGAAGGAGGGGAAUCCUCUUAAAGCAGACCAGUUCUUUUCAGAGAUGGAAGAGGAGGUACUUCAAACUCAGAGGGAGGACACUCUACUACGCCAAAGACUGCAAGUCUCUGAUUUUCGAUGAAGUGGACCUAUCAGACGCCAGCGUGGCCGAGACCAGCACCAAGAACAUCAACAACAGCUUCACAGUGAUCACUCCAUUUCGCAAACUAAUGCUCUGUGCUGAGAGCAGGAAGGAAAUGGAGGACUGGAUCGGCGCUCUCAAGUCCGUCCAGAAAUGGGAAACCUACGAGGCCAGCCAGUUCAACAUGGAGCAUUUCUCCGGGAUGCACAACUGGUACGCCUGCUCUCACGCCAGACCGACCUUCUGUAACGUCUGCCGGGAGGCUCUGCCAGGCGUCACCUCCCACGGCCUGUCCUGCGAGGUUUGCAAGUUCAAGGCUCAUAAGCGCUGUGCAGUCCGCUCCACCAACAACUGCAAAUGGACCACACUGGCCUCCAUAGGAAAUGACAUCAUUGAGGAUGAGGAAGGGGUGGUCAUGCCCCACCAGUGGCUCGAAGGCAACCUGCCAGUCAGCGCUAAAUGUGUGGUGUGUGACAAGAACUGUGCAGCGUGCGGCGGCUGCAGGACUGGCAGUCUGCCUCUGUGCAAAGCCAUCGUCCACAACAGCUGUAAAGAACAAAUGGGGAAGGUGUGUCCCCUGGGUCAAUAUCGAGUGUCAAUCAUCCCUCCCACUGCACUUAACAGCAUCGACUCAGAUGGCUUCUGGAACGCCACCUCGGCCUCGUGCUCCAGCCCUCUCCUGGUCCUCGUGAACUCUAAAAGCGGAGACAACCAGGGGGUGAAGUUCCUCCGAAAAUUCAAGCAGCUUCUCAACCCGGCUCAAGUCUUCGACCUGAUGAACGGAGGACCAGAGCUCGGCCUGCGCCUUUUCCAGAAGUUUGUGACAUUUCGUAUCCUGGUGUGCGGAGGAGACGGCAGCGUGGGCUGG